Molecule: messenger RNA, 704 nt
Organism: Pieris rapae (cabbage white)
Lineage: Eukaryota; Metazoa; Arthropoda; Insecta; Lepidoptera; Pieridae
Exons: 5
Coding region: 115-657 (180 amino acids)
Source: RefSeq, a predicted model, not a curated record
UUUUUACCUGUGCAUCCAUAUGUCAAUAUACGUAUUUUCUGACGUAUUUGAAAUUUGGUGCUAAAAUGUUUAUUUAUUCAGAAUUAAUUUAAGAUACUAUUUAAAUUUCUAAUAAUGGGAAUAAUACAGUCGGUAUGUUGUUCUAUAAUUUUCUGCGUGGAAAGGGUUUUAACCUGGACCUGUUGUGCUUUUCUCCUUAUGCUGUUAAUGUUUACAAUCGUCAUACUCAUGAUAUAUGGAAUAUCAGUCGGCUAUCAUUAUGCACAAAAGGAGCUCGCCGCUUUUGCAAUGUCAUCGCGAUCAACGACAGAGUCGAACAUGUUAAGAGGAGGAGCAGAGCAACCUAUCGUACGACUUGUCGCCGUCAAUCGGACGGAAGUUGAACACGCACCACAACCGAUCUUAGAAGUACAGCGUUCGGCCCGAAAGAGAGGUGGCGAGACGAUUUACUUAGAGAAGUCCAAGGCGCCGGUGGUUGUUUUAGAAACCGAAAGUCCACCCAAGGAGCCUGAGCUGUCACCACAAGAAAGGGAACUUGCAAAGCGAAUUAUUGGACGAUAUCGUCGUUCGAGAAACAGUACGUCAGAAAUCCCAUUCUUUCGGCCACUCAACAGCACAGAACCAACUUUGAAAUCAUCUUUAGCCGCCUUUUUAUAAUAUAUUUGGACUUUCCUUUUUUUCAUAUAGGUUUAUUAGACUCACCA